AUGGCCGGCGAGACCAAGUCACUCGAGGCCAAGUGCCUCUGCGGCUCUGUCCACUUCACGGUGGAUGUUCCCGUUGCCUCUCUUCCGCUCGGGGUCAACCUCUGCCAUUGCAGCGUCUGCCGCUACACCUCAGGAGCGCCGUGCAUGUUCCGCACGCAAGACCAAGGACUCAAACCAAAGUUCAUUGCGCCCUCGAGCGAGAAGAACCUGACGAGCUACGCCAUCGGAGGAGCUGACUGCACGUACGACUUCUGCUCGACCUGCGGGUGUCACAUUGCCGGUGUCUCGCUUGACAGAGAGGGCUGGACGCUCUCGACGUCGGUGUUCCAAGACCACGGGCCAGACAAAUUCAGGAUCAAGACGCACGUCUUCAGCGACUCGGCCAAGGACAAGGGCCUUGCGCAGGCACUGACACACUAUGACGGCGUCGAGCUGCCCGACUGGAAUCCUCCAAAGGACGAUCCUCGAGCCAAGGUCGUCGGAGCAGAGCCGGAAGUCGGCGAAGACGGACAAGACCGGCUGCGAGCUCAGUGUCACUGCGGCGGCGUGUCCUUCACAAUCAGGCGCCCGACGCAGGAGAUCUAUGACCACGAGCUCCUCCGCAACGCCGUCUCUCCCGUCGACCCCAGCAAGUGGAAGGCCUCGUGGGACCUGUGCGACGACUGCCGCCUCUGCAACGGCACGCACCUCGUCGGCUGGGCGUUUCUGCCUCUGUCGUACUGCGAGCCGGAGAUCAAGAGCGACCUCAAGAUCGGGACCCUCAAGGUUCACGCUUCGUCGCCGGGCGUCCAGCGCGGCUUCUGCGGCACCUGCGGCGCAACGGUGUUGUUCGCCUGCGACGCGCGCAAGCUGCCGGGCCCGGGCAACUGGCAGGUCGUGGACAUUGCGACGGGGAUCCUGCGAGCGCCCGAAGGGUCCAUGGCGGACAACUGGCUAACCUGGAGGUCGCGCUUGGCUUGGGCAGACAGCGGCAGGCGGUAUGAUGGGCUGUUUUUCGAGGGGUUGGAGCAGGGGAUGAAGAAGUUGGUUGUUGCAAAGGUUGGGAGAGAGCUGGACAUGGAUAUCAGCUUUGGUGAGGAUUGA
Messenger RNA from Trichoderma citrinoviride, 1083 nucleotides. RefSeq lists its product as hypothetical. Lineage: Eukaryota; Fungi; Ascomycota; Sordariomycetes; Hypocreales; Hypocreaceae. The record is from RefSeq and is a predicted model, not a curated record. The transcript has a single exon. Gene Ontology annotation, molecular function: carbon-sulfur lyase activity. Bases 1 to 1083 code for a protein of 360 amino acids.